Amphiprion ocellaris (clown anemonefish) is the source of this 2217-nucleotide messenger RNA. RefSeq names its product tubby protein homolog. Gene Ontology annotation, biological process: protein localization to cilium. The record is from RefSeq and is a predicted model, not a curated record. NCBI's taxonomy places the organism in Eukaryota, Metazoa, Chordata, Actinopteri, Pomacentridae. Bases 178 to 1863 code for a protein of 561 amino acids. Gene Ontology annotation, cellular component: cilium. The transcript is spliced from 12 exons.
GCAGAUGGAACUGGGUGCCACAACCAAACACCCGCUUCCAUACUUAAUUGCGCUUUUGGACAAUAUUUUGAAAUAUUCUCAUACUGAACCUUAGUGGUGGACAUCACCUGCUGUUCUUAGAUAUUGCUGAGAAUCUUACUGCUUGCUUUGUUCCUAGCAGUGAGUCUUUUCUCAGACAUGGAGGAGCCUGAUAUGCGACAACAGAAGCUGGACAAUCAGAGAAGCCUUCUGAUGAAAAAGCAGCAAAAGAAGAGGGCUGAUUCUCAGAUGGUGGUAGCUAAUCGGGAUGCUCGCCAAAAGAAUCGAAAGCACAAAGCUGCCCAAUCCGAUGAGAUGCCUUUGCUGAUCAGCCAGUCCCUGAGCAACGUUUCACUGACCGAUCAAGUUGAACAUGCCCAUGACAACCCAUUGGAUGAGAUCACACUGGGUGAAUACGACACGACAGAAAGCGUGGCGUUCAAUGAGAUGCCUGCAGAGAAGCCUGCUACUCCCAAGAAGAUGAACUUGGAGAUUGACAAAGAGCCUGAGGUGAAAGGUGAAGACGACCAUGAAGCCAAUGUGGAAGGAAAAAAGACAAAGAAGAAAGAUGUGAAAAAAGAAAAAAACAAACAGGUGAAUCAGACAGAGGAAAAGGACAAAGAAAAGGACAAAGAGAAAAAAGAGAAGAAACCAAAGAAGAAGAACAAAUUGACAGAAAGUGAAGAUGCAGAGAAGACAAACAAAACGACUAAACAAGAGCGCAAAAAGAAGCAUUUACAGGAGGCUUUAACCCCUGAGACAGAGCCAGCGAUGGAGGAGGCAAGUCCAAAGAAGAAAAGAGAAGACGGGAGUGACAAUGAAGAGGAGGACCAUGAGCCCCAGAAGCCUGCUCCUCAGUCACCUAAGAGGAAAAAACAGCUGGACACAUCCAGGUGCCAAAUAAGUGAUGAGAGCAAAGAGGACGAAAUCCAGGAAAAGGAGAAAAAAGACAAAAAGUCAAACAAAGCAGAGAAAACUACACCGAGUCUAGCUUCACUUAACUCCAACUACAGGGAGAGUUCAUCUUCAGGGAGUGAAUGCAAUGAAAGAUCAACUUCUCCGAUUUCAGUGGAGGAUCUGGAGAAGUUUGCUUUGCGUCCUGCUCCCAGAGACGUGACCAUCCAGUGUAGAGUCACCAGGGACAGGAGAGGCAUGGAGAAGGGCAUCUACCCAACGUACUACCUCCACAUGGAGAAAGAGGACGGCAAAAGGGUGUUUCUAAUGGCAGGCCGAAAACGGAAGAAGUGCAAAACAUCCAACUAUCUCAUUUCCACUGAUCCCACAAAUCUGUCCAGAGACACAAACUGCUACAUCGGAAAACUCAGGUCCAAUGUUCUGGGUACAAAGUUCACAGUCUUCGACGGAGGUGAAAACCCAGAGAAGAAACCUUUCGUCAAAGAGUGUGAAUCUGUGCGGCAGGAACUGGCAGCAAUCUGCUAUGAGACCAAUGUGCUGGGUUUCAGAGGUCCCAGGAAAAUGACAGUGAUCAUCCCUGGCAUGCUGGAGAACGAUGAAAGAGUGACCAUCCAUCCCAAAAAUGAGCUCGAGACUCUGCUGGCCCGCCAUGCAAACGGCAACACAGACAAACUGGUCACGCUGGUGAACAAAUCCCCGAGCUGGAACGAACAGACUCAGUCAUAUGUGCUCAACUUCCACGGACGAGUCACUCAGGCGUCUGUCAAGAACUUCCAGAUCAUCCACCCUGACAAUGAGGAGUACAUAGUCAUGCAGUUUGGCCGAGUGUCAGAGGAGGUCUUCUCCAUGGACUACAGUUUCCCCAUGUGUGCCCUGCAAGCCUUUGCCAUCACCCUGUCGUCCUUUGAUGGCAAACUGGCCUGUGAGUGACCAAUGCUGGUGUGCCUCAAGUGACAUUUACAGGUUGAAAUGAGAACAUACCCAUAAUUUUCAACAGAGCCACUUUUUUCAUGUUUUGUAUUCGUCCGGGUUUGUAACACUUUGUAAACACUAAAUAUAACAAAACAAACCACCACAGACUUCGGAGGAGUAUUGUUUUAUUUUAUAGGUGCUGUACUAUUUUACCACUGAUUUUGUAUUAAAGUUAAAGUCAUUUAAGUUGGUUAAUUUAAGGGAUUUCUUGUCAUGUCUGCCAGAUGUGUAAAGGAUUUGUGCAAUUAAAAUAUUCAGGAUAUCUGUGUAAACACUACACGUAAAAUAAUAAAUUAUAAUUACACAACAUCA